GCGCCGCCGAGGGAGGCCGCGACGGAGCUCCCGGACCCGCCAUGGGCUGAGACGCGUCCUCGCCGAGCAGAACAUGCCCGGGUGACCUUCUCCCGGAUCUUCCUCGUGGCCUUCCUCGCCCACUCUAGUGACACUAUGCAACCCCAGCGUGACCUGCGAGGCCUCUGGCUGCUGCUGCUGUCCUUGUUCCUGCUCCUUUUUGAGGUGGCCAGAGCGGGCCGGCCCGUGGUUAGCUGUCCCACCGCCUGUUUGUGCGCCAGCAAUAUCCUCAGCUGCUCCAAACAGCAGCUGCCCAAUGUGCCCCAUUCCCUGCCCAGCUACACGGCGCUGCUGGACCUCAGCCACAACAACCUGAGCCGCCUGCGGGCGGAGUGGACCCCCACGCGCCUGACCCAGCUGCACUCCUUGCUGCUGAGCCACAACCACCUGAACUUCAUCUCCUCUGAGGCCUUCUCCCCCGUGCCCAACCUGCGCUACCUGGACCUGUCCUCCAACCAGCUGCGCACGCUGGACGAGUUCCUGUUCAGCGCGCUGCAGGCUCUGGAGGUGCUGCUGCUCUACAAUAACCACAUCGUGGCGGUGGACCGCUGCGCCUUCGACGACAUGGCCCAGCUGCAGAAACUCUACCUGAGCCAGAACCAGAUCUCCCGCUUCCCUCUGGAACUGGUCAAGGAAAGAGCCAAGCUGCCCAAACUGACCCUCCUGGACCUCUCCUCCAACAGGCUGAAGAACCUGCCCCUGCCCGACCUGCAGAAGCUGCCGGCGUGGGUCAAAAACGGGCUGUACCUGCACAACAACCCGCUGCACUGCGACUGCGAGCUCUACCAGCUCUUCUCUCACUGGCAGUACCGGCAGCUGAGCUCCGUGAUGGACUUCCAAGAGGAUCUGUACUGCAUGAACUCCAAGAAGCUGCACAGCGUCUUCAACCUGAGCUUCCUCAACUGCGGCGAGUACAAGGAGCGUGCCCGGGAGGCCCACCUAGGGGAGAAGCUGACCAUCAAGUGUGACACCAAGCAGCAGGAGAUGACCAAGGUGUGGGUGACGCCAAGCAACGAGCGGGUGCUAGAGGAGGUAGCCAAUGGCUCGGUGACAGUGUCCAAGGAUGGCAGCCUUGAGUUCCGCCAGCUGCGGGUCGAGGACGGUGGCGUGUAUACCUGUUACGCCAUGGGCGAGACUUUCAACGAGACCCUGUCCGUGGAGUUGAAAGUGCACAAUUUCACCUUGCACGGACACCAUGACACCCUCAACACAGCCUACACCACCCUCGUGGGCUGUAUCCUCAGCGUGGUCCUGGUCCUGAUAUACUUAUACCUUACCCCUUGCCGCUGCUGGUGCCGGGGUGUAGAGAAACCUUCCAGCCAUCAAGGAGACAGCCUCAGCUCUUCCAUGCUUAGCACCACGCCCAACCAUGAUCCUAUGGCUGGGGGGGACAAAGAUGAUGGCUUUGACCGGCGGGUGGCUUUCCUGGAACCUGCUGGCCCCGGGCAGGGUCAGAACGGCAAGCUCAAGCCAGGCAACACUCUGCCGGUACCUGAGGCAGCAGGCAAGGGCCAGCGGAGGAUGUCGGAUCCAGAGUCGGUCAGCUCAGUCUUCUCUGAUACGCCCAUUGUGGUGUGAGCAGGAUGGGUUGGUGGGGAGAGUGCCCCAGGAGAGGUCAUGCCCCCCUGAAGGCUGUGAGGGGAUGGAAGAGAGGGCUGGCUGCCCUGACCUCAAGGGAGUUGGUCAUAGGUCCCGCAGAGGGCAAGACCCCAGCCAGAGUGUGGCUGCCACGAUUUUCAAAUAUGGAUAUACUCAUCCUCAGGCGAAUGCUACACCCCUACCCAAAGCCCUGGCCGUUCCCGGUGUGGUGGAGGAAGAGAGGCAUGUCUGCGUUGGAUGGGAAUGAGGAAGGAGUGAGGGGAAGAACAGAUUCCCUAAACUUGUUCGAGGUCAUCCCUAGCUCCUUAAGAGAAAACCAUUUGGGGAAAAAAAUGUUUUUUUCUAUCUCUGCCCACUCGCACCUGUGAUGUGUGUGUUGGGGGCGUUUCCACAGGAGCCACACCAGGGGAAAGCUAGGGUAUCUUCUUGGGUCAGGAAGUCAAACUUCACAGCUGGGGAAAUUGGAAACCUUUAGAAAAUGAGACAGGAAAGGCUGAGAACUCAAUCAAUAACAUUCCCAAAGCUGUUGUAAGACUUCCCACUCAAGCCUUCCUCUUUCUCCAUGAUCCCUGGGGGGAUGGAUCUUUGCAGGAGCCCGGCCUGUGGCCUGUUGGUUAUGGCAGCAAUGUGAGGUGUGGUCGCUGUGCCUUGUCCCGGGACCAGUGGCACGGAGGGGGAUAGCAUGAUCUGAGGGGUCCGUGUCACAGAACAGGCGCCAGCACAAAACUUCCAGAUGGGGGUGGACUCCAGAUAGGUAAAUUCUCUGGUUGGUGAAACCCUUGGCCAGUAUUUGACUCCCAGCAUCUGUGUGUCAGACCAGAGUGGGGGCGCAGAAGGCAGAGCGUUUAUGGACCCCUGCCACGGAUGUGUGGACCUCCUUCACACCAGAAGGAGGAGGGUCAAUCAGCCUCUGUCAUGUGGCAUCCGGCUGGGCCUGGGUUUCUGUGUAUGUCUUCUCUUCAUUCAGCCUCCUUAUCGAGUUCAGGUGGGAUUCCGAGUGUCCCCUAAAAUGCUGCUUUGAAGGGAGGAGUUGAAGAACGUCUAGCCCAGUUGGGUUAGGCUGAGCUGGGAGGAAAAGGGGACCUGGUGUGUCUCUCCCCUGUGUCGACAAGCCUGCCUCGCUCCUCUCGCAAAGAUGUCACCCCUGCUGCAAAGCCAAAGUGUGGGGUCAGAGGGGUUGGAAUUGGGUGGUCUCUGCCCAAGAAUGGCAACUUGGAGUGCGGCUUAGAGUCCUGCCCUCUCCCCAAGAUUCCAGGCGACCCUGUAGCAGAGACCAACAGUCGCGCUAAACUCUCAGAAGGAAAGUGCUGCCACCCCAUCCCUCUCAGUCAGAGGUUCGUGCAGCUGUAGUUGUCAGGCCAGAGGAACUUAAGAAGAAUGAGCCCGACAUUAUAGUUCAUCCAGGGUUGCGGAACACUCCAGGAAUGGAGAUGACGGAUCCCUUUCCCUUUGGCCAUACUGUAUGCCCCUGGAGGUGGUGGCUCCGAGCUUUGGCAGGGGAACGGGCAAGGCAAAGGUGAAAAUGUUCUCUGAUGUUGGUUUUUUCAGUGUCUCUUCCCUCCCACAUUUCCUGUCUGUUGGAAGUUCUCCAGAUCCUCUAGCUUUUUGACCAGCUCUUUACGUCCUGAGAGGUGUUACUUACCUGCGGGUGGGGGUGCUUGCUGGGAGGGCCUGACUAUUAAGCUUCCUAUUAAGAUCGGGGAACGGGACUCCACAUCUUCCCCUUGUCUGGUCCUGGGAUCUCAAGACUGCUGUCCAUCCUUUAUUAGUAACCUAGUUUCGUCGAGAGAAAGGUGCAGCAUUUUCCUCAAGUACUUGCAUGCUCGUAGGUAUGCAUGCUUAUAGGUAUGCAUGCACGCACACCGGUACCUUGACUUCCAUCAGGACAGGGAACCUGCAGUCCCACUAAUGCCACUCUUGGAAUGGUCUCCACCAUGUAUACAACUUCACGCACACAACUUUCUUGCCCAGUAGGAGAGACAGUGACCAUGCCAGGCUCCUCAAACACACAAACUCUUGUAUUGUAACUUCUGAACUCCUGAGACUUCACCCCUAUCUCUGCGGCACUGAAUGACUACUCUGCAGAGGCUGGAGAUAGGAGAGACGUGUGGAAGACCUUGGGAGAAGGGGUGGUGAGGACCUAGCUGGUUCCUCAGACUUCUCAGAAACCUUCCCUAGAUUAAAGACUAUCUUUGAGAGAAAUUAAGAGAGAACUAGGUCAUUGAAGGACCCGGAAGGGAACUCGUACAGAGCCAAGCAGCUGUGAGUUGCUCUUCCUAGGUUAAUUGCCUGCAGAAGAGAAAAGUUGUCUGGUUAUAGUCCAGAGACUUCUGAAGCUUUUGUUACUGGAGCUAUAGGAGCCAGAAAUCCCUCCUCAGACUUCUCGGGAAACAUGGGAGAAUCUCACCUCCAUGCUGCCAUUCCCCCCUUGACACCCUCUAGGGCUCUGAAAAGCUUUAAAGUGAAUGUCAGAGGAAGCAGGCCCUCUGAGCAUUCUAGCAGAGCUCCUGAGGACUCUCUAGGAGGGCCAUCUUCUUAAGUCCUACCCAGCUUGGGGAAGGAGAAAGGGCACUGCGGCUCUAAGGCUCCUGCUAUAUCCAGUAGUUCAGCCCCCAGUUUGAGAUACCUGGCAGAUGUGCCUGGCUGCCCCACCAAGUUAGCAGAUUCGCUUCUUCUCAGGGUUUCAGUUGAUAGAGCCCAAAGGGAGCUUUGUAAUUGGGGGGUUGUGCACUCAGCAUAUGUAAUCACACCAGAACCCUGUGUAGAAAAUGGCCAGAUGUUGGUUAUCAGAAAAGGCUGAGCGAUCACCUCCUCCCUGCCAGAAACCAGAUACAUCUCCCAGGAGGCAAGUGUCCCUGGAGACAGCGUGACAGGGCUCUACAGUCUGUGUAAUUAUUUGUGAUUUUUUUUUGUCUGUAUUUAUGAGGUCUCCUAAGAGAGGGUACACCCCAGCUGGAGAGAGCAAAGCCGACUGACCCGGCUUUCUGUGUUCUUACCUCUGUUCUUCCAUGUAGCCCUGCUGGCAGAGCAAGCAGGUGCCCAUAUCCACUGCCCCGUUCCUCCCACUUGUGUGCUCCCAGGCUGGCAAGUCUUGGAGCCUCUGGGCUCUGACAACUAGACAAUGAUCAUUAAACCUGGCUUGAGUCUCUGUUCUGGCA
Molecule: messenger RNA, 4796 nt
Organism: Carlito syrichta (Philippine tarsier)
Lineage: Eukaryota; Metazoa; Chordata; Mammalia; Primates; Tarsiidae
Gene: AMIGO1
Product: adhesion molecule with Ig like domain 1
Exons: 2
Coding region: 136-1617 (493 amino acids)
Biological process (GO): brain development
Molecular function (GO): protein binding
Source: RefSeq, a predicted model, not a curated record